Messenger RNA from Arxiozyma heterogenica, 663 nucleotides. RefSeq names its product Spr6p (gene SPR6). The coding region runs from base 1 to 663 and encodes 220 amino acids. Lineage: Eukaryota; Fungi; Ascomycota; Saccharomycetes; Saccharomycetales; Saccharomycetaceae. The record is from RefSeq and is a predicted model, not a curated record. The transcript has a single exon.
AUGUCAUUGAGUAACUGCUAUAUUGAAUCAAUGCGAUUAGAUAUAAACCCUUUUUCGAGAAAUAUAACAACGUACUAUGAUAACAUAUGGGAAAUCCGUUUAGAUAACAUUUUAUCUGACAAGUCGUCUACAUCUAUGGUCUCUUCGUUAUCACUUGAACCAUUAGAGAUAUUGUUUGAGAAUCGAUCUACUAAAAAUGAAAGUAUUGAUUGUAGUGACGACACCGAUACAGUUAAUGAUCUGUAUGAUAAACGCUUUUACUCCAAGUUAUAUGAUACAACAAAAUUAAGUCCAAAUAUAUCGUUAACAGCUAUUCAUAGUCAUCUUGCUGCUAUUAAAAAGAAAGAUAGCGUUGAGAUGAGUAUCAAGAGAAAAUCAAAGGGUAAAAGAAAUAAUAAGGACAGAAAAAAGAAAAGUAUUCUUCAAAAGAGUCAAGUCUCUUUGUUUUUUCAAAGACAAAAAAAAAUUCGUUCAAUGAAGCAAAAUAUUGAUGAAACUAAUAAUACAGUUGGAUUUGGCUUUUUCGCGGGGGAUGUUGAUAAAAGGCAUGAAGCCUGUGCUAUUGAUGGGAUAAAUUAUUCUACAUCAAUGAAAUCACACAAAGAUUGUGUUUGUCGGUCAUUUGCAAUAUGUAGAAGCCCUUUGAGACAAGAAAUCCGAUAA